Messenger RNA from Eucalyptus grandis, 1977 nucleotides. RefSeq lists its product as uncharacterized. The coding region runs from base 1 to 1977 and encodes 658 amino acids. The transcript is spliced from 2 exons. Gene Ontology annotation, molecular function: catalytic activity. NCBI's taxonomy places the organism in Eukaryota, Viridiplantae, Streptophyta, Magnoliopsida, Myrtales, Myrtaceae. The record is from RefSeq and is a predicted model, not a curated record.
AUGGCUGAUGGGAAGGGGUUUUUCUAUUUCCAUAUUCCGGAUUGGGAGUUCCAGAGAAAAGUGUUGGAAGGAGGCCUUAUUACCAUUUCAAAGGUACCUCUUGUGCUGCAACAAUGGAGACCGGCCCUGGAUUUGCGGAAGGACUCCCACCUUACGGUUCCUGUGUGGGUAAGGCUUAAAAACUUACCUCCCGUGUUCUGGUCUUCUCAGGCUAUCAGUAAGAUUGCAAGUAAGGUUGGUAAACCGCUUUAUGUAGUAAAUCUUGAUCAAAUGAAAGCCCUGGCUUAUGCUAGAGUAUGUGUAGAGAUUACAGCAAAGCAGCCUUCAUGUGAGUCCAUUGAAUUGGUUCACCAAGGAAAUUCAUGUUUCGUGGAAGUAGAAUAUGAAUGGAGACCCACGGCUUGUGUAGGUUGUGGUGUAUUUGGCCACAAAUGCAGUGCUGGUGUUGCUCAGAUCUCUACUGCAAAUGCUCAACGAUCUUUGAUCGCUAGACCCCAUGCUCCUCAAGAUGGGACUUCAUCUCCUAACCCUUCAUCUCGGCCUGCAGUUCAAGCAAGCUCGCAUCCUCAGUUCGCUCAGUCUUCGGACAGAACACAUGAUAACCCCUUGUUUAUUAAGAAGCCUGAUGCUAGACCUAUUCCAGCAGAGGAGACCCUCACUGAAAUGCAUAAGGUUACAAAUCCUACUGCUGAUAAAUCUCCAAGCUCUCUCAAUUCUACUGCUAUGGCCUCUGGAUGCGAAGGAGCUCAAGAGUUGCCUUUGCCCACUGUCUCUGCUGCUAUCCCUCAUACUUCUGCUGACCCGGGUUGGAAGCAAGUAAAAAGAAAUAAGAAGAUGGUCCAGAAAGGAGCUGCAUCUUUUAGUUUAGCCCUGCCCACUGAAGGGGGGCAUUCUCUAAAGCUAAAACUAAAAGGCCCUGCAUCUAAGGAAGUUGGUUCUGCUUCAUUGUCUCACAAGACCCCUGGAAUCCCAUUAUCUUCCUCGAAAGCUGUUGAAAGCUCUUCUUUGGCAAAAGCGAAAGUCGUCUCUCCUCAUUUGAUUCUACCUGAUUGUUCAGACGAGAUUGGUAACUCCAUCAUUCAUGCCGUUUCGGACAAUGAGGACCUGCUGUCGGUUGGAUGCCUUUCUCCGAAAGCUCCUCACAAAAAUGUCCCAGUUGAGACACUACAAGAUAAGCUCCUGCUUAUAUGCCCGGAUCCUCCUCCUUCUAUGGCUCCUAAUCCGACUGUGGGUCGGAAAAGGGCCACCAAGAAGAGUCGCCACCGGCCUCUUUGGGAGGACUUGCUUCGUAUGAAUAAUCUUAUGCAGGAUAUGCCUUGGUUGGUAGCUGGAGAUUUUAAUGCCAUUAAAGAUCCUUCGGACCGGUUUGGUGGCUCCAGCUUAUGGAUUCCUUAUUUUGAUGAAUUUGGAAACUGCUUAGCUCAGACUGAAUUGGGUGAUCUUAGGUAUGUUGGCCUUCGGUUUACUUGGUCGACAUCUGCUGGUACUUCUAGAAAAAUGAGGAAAAUCGAUCGUGUUUUGGUUAAUUCUAAAUGGAAUAUGGAAUUCUCCUUCUUUGAGGCCUCGUUCCUGAAUCCGGGCAUCUCGGAUCACUCGCCCAUGGUUGUCAGAGUCCUCAACCCGCUUUUUAAAAGAAGGCCUUUCAAAUAUUUUAAUUUUUGGGCUAAACAUUCUGACUUCCCUUCCAUCGUUCAGCAAGCUUGGGAUACUCCGGUUGUUGGGGUUCCUAUGUUCAAACUAGUAUCCAAGCUGAAGGUGCUAAAAAGCCGGCUCAAACAACUGAAUAGGGAGGAGUUCUCCAAUAUUUCGGUGAGGACAGCGGAAGCUAGAGAAGCUCUUUGUCUUGCUCAGCUUGAUCUCCAUCUUGAUCCGACCAACUCUGACUUUCUUGAUCUUGAGAAGGUGCACCGUAAGCUCUUUGUGAACUUGCGUAGAGAUGAGGAAUCUUUUUACAAGCAGAAAUCAAGAAUCCGCUAG